AUGGGGAUCAAGACUUGGAUUCACGAUAGUAACCUGCGGGUUGCGCGAAGUCCCGUGGGGAGAUGGUUCCGUUUGGAGAAUUCUGGCCACCCGUUGGAAAGGAAAGGGAGCUUCUUCUUUACUGAGCUCCGUGCCGGCCUGGCCACGUUCUUCGCGAUGGCCUAUAUCAUCUCCGUGAACAGCACCAUUACUUCGGAGUCUGGUGGAACAUGCGUUUGCCCGGCUGAAAGCAUGUCUGACCUUUGCGCAACCAAUGCCGAAUACUUGAUCUGCGUGCAGGAGGUGAAGCGCGACAUCGUUACCGCGACGGCAGCUAUCGCCGCCCUCUCGACAUUCUGCAUGGGUCUUUUCGCGAACUUGCCUAUUGCGCUAGCUCCCGGCAUGGGUCUGAAUGCCUAUUUCGCCUAUACAGUUGUUGGAUAUCAUGGUUCCGGUCUGAUCCCAUACAAGGUUGCUUUGACUGCUGUCUUCGUCGAGGGCUGGGUAUUCUUGGGUCUAACAUUGAUUGGUAUGCGACAAUGGCUUGCACGCGCUCUUCCGGCUUCUAUCAAGCUUGCGACUGGUGUCGGUAUUGGGCUGUAUCUUGCUCUCAUCGGUUUGACUUAUAGCGCCGGUAUUGGACUGGUUCAGGGUGCCACGGACACUCCCAUUGAGCUGGCAGGAUGCGCGUCCCAGUAUAUCGACUCGGAGACUGGCUUGUGUAUUAGCAGCCAGAAGAUGCGCAGCGCUACUAUGUGGAUCGGCAUCUUCUGCGGUGGUUUCAUGACCGCAUUGUUGAUGAUGUACCGUGUUAAAGGCGCGGUCAUUAUUGGAAUUCUGCUCGUCUCGAUUAUUUCUUGGCCGCGUACCACCCCAGUGACGUACUUCCCUUACACGGAACUCGGAACCAGCAUGUUCGAUUUCUUCAAGAAGGUCGUUACAUUCCAUCCUAUCACGCAUACCCUGGCUGUGCAGGAAUGGGAUAUCUCUGGUCACGGCGGCCAGUUUGGCCUGGCUUUCAUCACCUUCUUGUAUGUUGAUAUUUUGGACACCACCGGUACUAUGUACUCUAUGGCCCGAUUUGCGGGCGCCAUUGAUGAGCGUACCCAAGAUUUCGAAGGCAGCGCUAUCGCAUAUAUGGUUGAUGCUAUUUCCAUCUCAAUCGGAUCCCUCUUCGGCAGCCCACCCGUUACUGCUUUCGUCGAAUCAGGUGCUGGAAUCUCCGAAGGUGGCAAGACAGGCUUGACCUCUUGCAUGACCGGCUUCGCAUUCUUCAUCGCCGUCUUCUUCGCGCCAAUCUUCGCUUCGAUUCCACCAUGGGCAACCGGCUGCACUCUCGUCAUUGUCGGUGCUCUGAUGGCCAAGUCGGCGGCCGACAUUAACUGGCGUUACUAUGGUGAUGCGAUCCCGGCUUUCCUUACCAUUGCUAUCAUGCCGUUCACCUACAGCAUCGCCUACGGUCUCAUUGCCGGUAUCCUGAGCUAUAUCAUCCUGAACUCGAUUGCUUGGAUCCUGGAGAAGGUCAGUGGAGGUCGUAUCGUCCCACCGAACAAGGACGAGUCCGACCCCUGGUCAUGGAAGGUGCCUGGUGGCUUCCUCCCUCCUUGGGUAAAGCGCGCUGCUAGUGGAAAGAAGGACUUCUGGCGCCGCGAUGAGGAGCGCGCCGCUUCCGAUGAGCUAGGAUCUCUUGGCUCAUCUCAGGAGAGAGUGGCAACUGAGAAGGGUCCCCAUAAUGCCGAGCAGUCCACAGCGAAGGUGUUGUGA
Messenger RNA from Penicillium cataractarum, 1743 nucleotides. RefSeq names its product NCS2 family permease. Gene Ontology annotation, cellular component: plasma membrane. NCBI's taxonomy places the organism in Eukaryota, Fungi, Ascomycota, Eurotiomycetes, Eurotiales, Aspergillaceae. Gene Ontology annotation, biological process: transmembrane transport. Bases 1 to 1743 code for a protein of 580 amino acids. The record is from RefSeq and is a predicted model, not a curated record. The transcript has 4 exons. Gene Ontology annotation, molecular function: purine nucleobase transmembrane transporter activity.